CCAAAGUGUAUUAAAAUGGAUUUCCCCUUACUAGGCCUGAUACUGUGGAUCACUUCUGUGGCUUGUCAAGCCUCCGAGGAGAUCUACCAGCUGCUGGCCAAGAGCCAUGCCAACCAGAACCUCAUCGUCUCGCCCGUCUCCAUAGAGGCCAUCCUGAGUAUGGUCUACAUGGGCGCCGGAGGUUCGACGGCACGGGAACUGCAGAGUGCCCUGAGGCUGUCAUCCGGGGACAAGCAGGAGGUGGCCACCAAAUAUGGGGCACUCCUCAGCCAGUUGCAGGGGCAGGAGCAGGGCGGUGCCACACUGAAGCUGGCGAACCGCAUCUACGUGAACGAUCAGUACAGCCUCCAUGAGGAGUUCAAUCUGGCUGUGAGAGAACCCUUCAAGGCCGAGGCGGAGUCUAUAAGCUUGGCCAAUGGGCCCGCGGCGGCCGCGAGGAUUAACCAAUGGGUGCUCGACCAGACCAGUGGCAAGAUCAAGAACAUGAUCGACCCCGUCAGCAUGACGUCCGACGUCAAGGCUUUGCUGGUGAACGCCAUCUACUUCAAGGGCCAGUGGGAGUCCAAGUUUGAUCCAGAGAGAACCAGGUCCUCAUCCUUCCAAGUAACUGCCGACAGGAAUGUGACCGUACCGAUGAUGAUGCAGAUGGGAACCUUCAAGGCGAACUACUUCCGAGACCUGGAUGCGCAAGUACUGGAGCUGCCGUACCGGAACUCCAACCUGUCCAUGACCAUCUUCCUCCCCCGCGAUGUUGGUGGCUUGAGUUCGCUGGAGGAGAAAAUCGUUGGCUUCGCCAGGCCAUUGGAGGCCAAGGAGGUGUAUGUGAAGCUUCCCAGGUUCAAGAUCGAGUUUCGUGACGAACUCAGGGAGACCCUAGAGAAGUUGGGCAUCCGAGAGCUUUUCACUGACAACUCGGACCUAAGUGGCUUGUUUGGCGAUAAGUCAGGCGGAAAAGUCAGCCAAGUCUCGCACAAGGCGUUCCUGGAGGUGAACGAGGAGGGAGCAGAGGCCGCGGCAGCCACAUCUGUAUCCGUCACGAAUCGAGCGGGCUUUUCCGUGUUCUUUGUAGCCGAUCAUCCCUUUGCCUUCGUUAUUCGCGAUGCGAACACCAUCUUCUUCCAGGGCCGUGUUGUAAACCCCCAAAUAAAUAUAAAAUGCGCUUUUGGGGCACAGAAAAAAUUAGUUCUCAGUGGAAAGCAGAAGCCCUCGGAACACCCACGGAAAUUUCUGAUCGUCCCACUCAUUAAAAUCCAUCGGUGGAACUUAACUUCACCCAAGGCCACGUGGUCAUUUUUGCUGCUCCAGGGCUUGAUUUUAGCCAUGGCCAACACUGUAAACUACUCCAAAAGCGCUGCCGGGGAGGCCCAGUUUGCCUCGAAGCUUUAUGGCCAGUUGGCCAAGUCUGAGCCUGGUCGGAAUAUCGUAUUCUCGCCCUCCUCCAUCCGACUUGGCUUGGCUCUGGCCUUUCUAGGUGCCGAUGGCAGCACCGCCGAGGAGCUGAAGCAGGGAUUGGGCCUGGAGGGAACUGGCAAAAACGAGGUGGCCCAGCUCUUGGCCAAGGGACAGAGGCUAGUGGGGAAUGGGGAUGAGAACGAGGACGGGGCCAAAUUGAAGUAUGCCAAUCGGAUUUAUGUGGCCCAGCAGUUCCAGCUGGCCCAGGCGUAUCAGGACUUGGUCAGCAAAAACUUUGCAGCAUCGGCCGAGAAUGUGAACUUUGCCCAAAGUGCGGAUACUGCCAAGCGCAUUAACACUUGGGUGGAGGAGCAGACCCAUCAGCAAAUCAAGAACCUCAUCGCUCCGGACUCACUCGACGCCGAUACGGCUGCCAUCCUGGUCAAUGCCAUCUACUUCAAGGCCGACUGGCUGAGCAGUUUCCCCGACUAUGCCACUUACGCCCGCGACUUUGUCAACCACGGAGGUCAAAAGGUUAGCGUGGACACCAUGUCCCAAGAGGAUUACUUUAGGUUCGCCGAGCUGCCCGAAUUGAAGGCUAAGGCCUUGGAAUUGCCGUACACCGGCACAGAUAUCGUGUUCCUGAUCAUUCUGCCCCAGGAGGAGCAGAGGCUGGGACUUGUCGAGGAGAAACUGAACGGUCUGGACCUUAAUGAUAUAAGCUCGCAGUUGAGCCGGCAGAAAGUAAAGCUGCAGCUGCCCAAAUUCAAGUUCGAGUUCGAUGUCCCCCUGCAGCCGGUCCUGGAGGAGUUGGGUAUAAAGAAAAUAUUUAGUCCCGAGGCGAACCUCAGCAGCCUGCUCAGACAACCGGAUCCCAUUCGCAUCUCGGAGGUGAAGCACAAGGCCAUCAUCGAGGUCAACGAGAAGGGGACAACAGCCAGCGGAGCCACCUUUGUCAAGGCCGAGAUAGAAUCCCUUAUCGUGGGAGAAGAAAUUUUCGAGUUUACUGCGGACCAUCCAUUUUUCUUCGCUAUCAAGGACGCACAUAGCACCUUCUUUUUGGGCCACGUGAGCCAGCUCUGAAUUGGAGUUUCCCCCAUUAAUACCUCAAAACGCAAUAUGUAUCUCGCAUUCAAUAAAUGCCAAUCUUCGAUGUCAAAUAAACGGACACAAGUACCGACAGGUA
This is a messenger RNA of Drosophila rhopaloa, 2578 nucleotides long. RefSeq lists its product as uncharacterized. The transcript has 7 exons. Lineage: Eukaryota; Metazoa; Arthropoda; Insecta; Diptera; Drosophilidae. Gene Ontology annotation, molecular function: serine-type endopeptidase inhibitor activity. The record is from RefSeq and is a predicted model, not a curated record. The coding region runs from base 16 to 2475 and encodes 819 amino acids.